AUGUGGCUUCUCGGACUCGUUCUGGCUGUCACAACGGCACAAGGCAUCUACGGCCCGAUCGCAAUCUACAACAAUUCCGGCCCGCAUCCUACUAAAAUCAUCUUCGACACUGAUGGCGUGGCCGACGACAUGAGGGCUUUGACCUUGGCGCUGCGAACGUCAACCGUACAGGUGAUCGCCAUCACGGCUAGCCAUGGAACUAUGCAGGGAGACCAGGUCAUCGCCAACAUCAACCGAGUGCUCAGGGCGAAUAAUAUCACGAAUGUUCCCAUCUAUAAAGGCGCGCGUGGCCCGCUCCUCGUCGACAACUCGGCCAAGGACCCGUAUUUCAACGGGCUAGAUGGACUUGGCGAUCGACCGGAUGCUGAGCCGGCGGCUCGGGCCAACGACUCGCAAAUCUACGAAAAGAAUAUCACCGCAGCAGAGGCUUUUGUAACAUUAACAAAAGCUCAUCAGGAUGUGACAAUUGUUGCCACGGGAUCUCUCACGAACAUUGCCCUGGCGCUGAAGCUGGAUCCCGACUUUGCGCUGAGGCCCCAGAAGCUCGUCAUUAUGGGCGGAAAUUAUCUCGGUAUCGGCAACUCCUACUCUGGCCAAUCGACCGAAUGGAAUUUUGCCCUGGAUCCGGAAGCGGCAUCUAUCGUCCUGGCCGAAAUGCGCAUCCCAGUUACAGUAAUCCCCUGGGAAGCGUAUUAUAUCGAGGGGCAAAAGUACGCGAAAUCUGUCAACUACACAACCCAUCUCACCCUUGGCACCCCGUUGGCGAAUUUUUUCACGGCCAUCACCGAGAAGGGCCGAAAAUCGCUGGCUGAAACCGGGAGUGAAAUGGCCUACGUCGACGAGAUCGCAAUGGCUGUUGCGAUCAAUGAAACCGCGAUGGUGACGGAUUGCAAAAAUUUGCGCGUCCAUGUGGAGCUGGCCGGAAAAGGCCAAGUCGUUCCUGAUUGGGUGACGAGAAAUUUCGUGGAGGAUACCGAUCAGGCCACAACUCUGAGCUACAUCCGCUUUGUCACAGCCUACAACGCCACGCUGCUAAACGAGUGGAUGAUUAAGGCUUUUUCU
Mesorhabditis spiculigera is the source of this 1062-nucleotide messenger RNA. The record is from the annotation of a GenBank genome assembly. Lineage: Eukaryota; Metazoa; Nematoda; Chromadorea; Rhabditida; Rhabditidae.